CUUUCUUUCAAUUGAGUAGUUUGCAUAUCAAAUCUCCGCAUUUAAAAAUACAAUGGAUCAAUUAACAGAAAUCGAUAGAGAUGAUUUGCCUCUGCUUAAAAGUCUGUACACUCCAGAUGGAUCGAAAUGUUACGUAACUUAUACAACGAUCGAUACCUACAUUCGAUGGUUUCAGACAGACCCAAAUAUAAAACACAUACAGUUUUUCUGCCUAAACGGCGAUUUGUCGCGCGGUACAUUUGUCGUAACGGAUCGUCGUACCGCAUAUGCUGACACGCUCAGUGAGUGUACAGAAGAGCUUUUACGUUUGUUGCUGUUGAUUGAUUAUUCGAAAGGAUAUUAUUUUACAAGUCUGAAUGAUCGUACCGCAUCGGUUAGAGAAGCCAUCAAACAGAAAAAUUUGGAAAUCAACACUGAUCAUACAAGUUUAUUGUAUUAUUUGCCGAAGGAAAAAGCACUGGAGUUUGUUGUUCAGCCUCCAGAAGGAAUCGAGCUUAAACCAGUGACGAAACUGUCUGAUUUUCAAAAAGCAUUUGCGGCAUGGUUCGGGGCUGAUAGUCUGAGUUCGAUACGACUGUUUCAACGAGUUGGGAAGUAUAAUCCGUGUGUAGGUGCAUUUUUGGAAAACGAAACUUUGGCAUCGUGGGUUUUUAGAUUUUUAUCUGGUCUACUGAUGGCAUUGCAAACUGACAAAGACUAUUUUGGAUACGGCUAUGCAUCCCUGGUGGUAAGAGCGAUUUUGAAACAAAUCGCCGAAUUAGGUCAUGAUAUAACUGCCGGCGUCUUGGAAGUAAACACACCAUCGAGGAACUUAUUCGGAAAACUUGGUUUCAAAGUAAUUGGAUCGAAAUCGAGCAUACGCCGAAACUCUCAAUGCAUCCCAUGAAAAUCUUUCUCGAUUACUGCAACUUAUCGAUUACUCCAAGGGUUACAUUUUCUUGGCAAUUCGAACGGAGAUUCGACCAGUUUUGAAAUCAUCGCUGCAGAAUGCAAAUGUUGAAAUUGUUUCUGACAAUGAAACCAUUCUCUAUCACUUGCCCAAAGAAGAGGCCUUGAAAUUUAAUGUAGAGUAAGAUGAUCUCGAAUUUAAUUCCAAAUCGUGCUUGGUUCCCAUUUGAAUGAUAAUUAAUGGGAAAAUUUACAAUUUAGACCACCAGAAAAUAUUGAAUUACGUCCAUUAAUAGAGUUAAAUGAUUUGGAAAAAGUAAGCAAAAUGUGGAUCCAAGGCCGUAGCGUGAAUGAAAAGACAGGGGGGGGCUCAGCCCCGAAGAUUCAAAAACUCAAUUCAAAUAUUAUUUUUGGUUUUUUAUUUAAGUAACAAGGAAACAUUUAUUUAUAUAUUAUAUAUUCGGAAAAUUGAAUCACAUAUUAUUGCACAUUAAAAUAAACGGACGCGUCGAUUUUUUUUUGCAUCGAAUUCCUUCAAAAUUUACAUGUUAUCAAUAUUUUUCAAGCGUUCCUUUUCAAAUGCCAAAAAAGUCAGGUUUUUCAUUCGAUCACAUGCCAUGCUGAUUCGUCCCGGAAUGAUUCGGUUGAGCGUUGAGAAUGAUGAUUUACAAAUGACUGUAGAACAGCCAAAUGUUUCUACGGCUUCAAUCAAUUGGCAAGUGUCUGUAAAUGUGCUUCCUAACGGUGAAAUAGUUUGAAGGAAAUUGAAAUUUGCACCUUCUUCUUCACAUUUUGCUUUGUUGGUUUGAUAAAAUUACUUCACAAAUUUCAGUUCACUUUCUUCUGGAACUUUGGUCCCAACAUCUGCGAUUGGCAUAAGGUCAAAUUCGAAUACAGAAUCCAAUGCGAUCAGAACAUCCGAAUUUUCCUUGAAACGACGCGACAUUUCAGACAAAGUCAAAUCCAGUAUUUUAUCAAACGCGUGUCGUUGUUUUUCUUCAUUUUGUGAAUUUGAUUGUACGUGACUGCGAGUAACACUUGCAGAAAGCAACACAGGCUCAUCUGGCUCACUUUCACUUAGAAGAAUCGUAGCUGACUGAAUGUAAUUGUUGAAGUUAUUUUCGUCUUUCAUUUGUUCAAUGUCAUUAAUGACUGUGUCAAUAAUUGGUUUACCGAUUUUGUAGCCAACACUGCGACUUUGUAGCAUUUUAUCAGCUGGUGCGAUUAGCUCAAACAAAUCUUUAAAAAAAACCAACAAAGUAUUUGACUGCGAUAUAAACGAACGUGAUUUGAUAUUUGUUUGAGAUUGAAGUGAAUCAUUCGUUCGUUGAGUAAAUUUCAAUCCAUUUUUGCAUUUGAUUAUGUGGCGUAAUGUUUCUAAUUUUUCAAUAAGAAUCGCCAAACUCCAGGGGGCUCAGAAAAUUCCAGAGGGGGCUCAGCCCCUUGCGCCCCUAUGGACGCUACGGCCCUGAUUUUAAUGAAUUAUAAACUGAAACUGAUGUCAAAACAGAUAUGCAAUUCUAAAUAUAAAUAUAAUUUUAAAGUAUAGAGGAAUGUACCCAUGUGUGGAACGUACCCAUGAGUGGGAUACCGCCAUAUUUUUGAUAGAAUUAAAUGCUAUCACAAAAAGUUGUUCUAUGAAAGUUUUCUUUUUAUGAAUAAAAACUUUUGAUGGUAUAUAGAUGAGAAUAGACUCAUGCGAAUUGAACGAAGUAGUCAAAUUUUGUCAAAAAAAGUGUUUUGAAGAUUUUUUCAUGGGUGCAGAAAUACGAUUUCUUCUGGUGAUUUCAAUGUGAUUUUAUGUUACAAGUAUAAGGUAAGGAUUGUAAUUUAGCAUAGCAAUUGAAAAUGCGACUUAUCUGCUUUUGAAUUUUUUUCCUAUUUGCGCAACGUCUCUUUUUUGUUUACAUUUUCGC
Messenger RNA from Sitodiplosis mosellana (orange wheat blossom midge), 2804 nucleotides. RefSeq lists its product as uncharacterized. Bases 53 to 886 code for a protein of 277 amino acids. The record is from RefSeq and is a predicted model, not a curated record. Gene Ontology annotation, molecular function: acyltransferase activity, transferring groups other than amino-acyl groups. NCBI's taxonomy places the organism in Eukaryota, Metazoa, Arthropoda, Insecta, Diptera, Cecidomyiidae. The transcript is spliced from 6 exons.